UAUCUGUGCGCUGGGGCAGAUAAAAGCCGCAUCAUCGGCCGCUGCCGCUCACAUCCCCCCACCGGGACAGCAGUUACCUGUUGGUGGUGUGAGGGCGGCGUGCAGGCACAGUGAGGUGCAAAGGUCGGUGGGCAGCUGAUCGGAGAUGCCGGUGCAAAUCCCGGACGACUCGGACUUCUGUUCGUUCAGAGAGCAGUGCCUGAGCACGGAGGGCUGGACCAGCCGCUACAGCAAGGGAGGGGUGACGGUGUGGGGGCGCGAGGAGGACAGCAGCACCGUGCAGAAGCUCAAGAUGAGGAUAGUCUGUAAGGACGUGACAGCAGAGACAUUGUACGACGUCCUCCAUGACACCAGCUACCGGAAGAAGUGGGACACCAACAUGAUCGAUACGUAUGACAUCGGCAGGCUGACAGUCAACGCAGACGUGGGAUAUUACUCCUGGAAAUGCCCGAGCCCGCUGAAAAACAGAGACUUUGUGACGAUGAGAUCUUGGCUUCCACUCGGCAACGACUACAUGAUCAUCAACUACUCGGUCAAACACUCGAAAUAUCCUCCAAAGAAGGACUACGUCCGAGCCGUCUCUCUGCUCACGGGGUACCUGAUCCAGUCCAACGGAGCCACCAGCUCCACCCUCUACUACCUGACUCAGGUGGACCCCAGAGGUUCUUUACCAAAGUGGGUGGUGAACAGGGUUUCCCAGUUUGUAGCUCCAAAGGCUAUGAGGAAGAUCUACAAGGCUUCUGUAAAGUACCCGGAGUGGAAGAGGAAACACAACCCGGGCCUGAAGCCAUGGAUUUUCCCAGAGCAGAACACGCUGCCGUGCAUCAGCGUGUCAGAGCUGACGGUGCAGCGAGCCGACUCUCUGGAGAACAUCGACGAGAGCGGCUUGAGCGAGGAGAAGACGCAGCAGAGUGACGAUGAGGAGCCUUAAAGAUGGCGGACUCUGUCUGGUUUACUGUUUGUUGGUUUGUUUGAUCAGGUAAACUCAUGCUGGACACCUUUCUGACUGCAGCUGCGCUCGCUUUGCUGGGUCUCACAAACCUUUUCACAACCUUCUGAAAACCUUCUCUCAGCUCACAGUAAUUGGACGGAAUCGGUUUCAUGGCAGCUACAAACAUGAGACCGCCCUCACAGCUGUUUCCAGGUGUUCUGAGAAGGCCUCCGCUCACAUUGAAGGUGGCUGGAGUUUCAUCUAAUCUUUUCUUCAAUUGUAUUUGUGUUGCAGUGAGACAAAGAGCGUGCAGCAGAAACUCGUCUGUGAAUCUACUUCCUGCAGUCUGUUUAGAAGCUAAAGACAUUCAGUGUUAGCCUCCUAACAACAUCCACUUCCUGUUUGGGUGGGGGUUCGGUUCAGGUGGGUGUGGAUUUCUUCUUUACCCCACUCAUAGAGAGUUUCUAACAGAACAACUGUGCAAUGUCUGUAAGAGUUGAUCAGAAAGGUGAAAGCUCUGUUUUCAUCAUGUGGGUAAAAAAGUAACCAAACUCUAAUCACGGUUCUGAGAGGGUCGCUGUGUGCAGGUGGAUGUUCAGAGUUUAAAUAAUAAUAGUAAUGAUCUGUUGAUUUUUUGGGGGGGCUCUGUGCUGAGUAUUUAAAGUCUGCAAUUUGUGUGGGACAGAAGCCACAUGAAUCUUCUGCAGGUUCUCAGAUUUGUUUUCCUGGAUGUUUAACCUGAGCAAUAAAACCACAUUAAAUCAG
Oreochromis niloticus (Nile tilapia) is the source of this 1696-nucleotide messenger RNA. RefSeq names its product StAR-related lipid transfer (START) domain containing 15 (gene stard15). The record is from RefSeq and is a predicted model, not a curated record. The transcript is spliced from 6 exons. Gene Ontology annotation, molecular function: lipid binding. NCBI's taxonomy places the organism in Eukaryota, Metazoa, Chordata, Actinopteri, Cichliformes, Cichlidae. Bases 146 to 931 code for a protein of 261 amino acids.